AUGUCCGGCGACGUGGCAGCGCCUAAGAAAAUGCGGCCUAGCGAACGCUGGGCACCAUUUGACGAUUGGGACUACGGCGGAAUGAGCGAACCCUUCUCCGCAGGCCAGUACUGGUGCUGUUUCGAGCUUGUCGCACCAGACGACGACCGCUUCCUUGUCGCGCGAGUUCGGCUGCCGAAACAUCCCGAGAGUAACGCCACGGACGCGGACGAGGAGUACUUGAUCCAAUGCGAAGUUGCGGCAAUGAAGUUCUUGCGAGCGAAUUCCAGGACCGUCCCAUUGCCUACACUCUACGCAUACGAAGCGCCAGGAUCUGUGAGGGCUAUCAACGCAGGCGCCGCGUACAUGCUCAUCGAAGGAUUCUAUGGUAAUUCUCUCCAAGACGUCGACCAUAGUAUUUAUAAUCUUCCUGUGUCGACCCAAGAGCACAUUUUUGCGCAAUGGACGUCAUUUCAGGCAGAGCUUGCCACUUUUACCUUUCCACAGAUUGGCUCAAUCUCACAAUAUUCCACAGAUACUGGUCCUAUCAUUGGCGCAAUCGCUACAUCUUGGAUUGACAGUCUUCCAGCCGCUGGCCCAUUCCAUUCCGGAUGGGACUACUUCGUUGCCGUGUCAAAAGGUCUUGUCGCCCAGGCACUCGAAAAGAAGCGUUCUGGCAUGGAGAAUAACCAGUUUGCUACUCUUGGACCUCUCAUCUUUCGAAAUAUCGUGCGCGACACGGAGAUUUUCAAGGGCGAUCUGAAUCAAGGACCGUUUCACUCCAAUCACAUGGACAUGGGCAUGCAGAACAUUCUCAUCGACGACGAUUUCAAUUUCGUCGCCGUGAUUGACUGGGAACUUGCGCAAUCGGCGCCUUGGGAAGUGAAUCACUGUCCCAUGCCAAUCCCGUUGAUCUCCUCCGACAGAGAAACGGCAGAGAUUCUCUACGAUCCCGGACACACGGCCCAUCGCAAUAUGCCCCGGCAGGUUGGAGCGAGAUUACUGUACCGACAGAAGUUUCAGGAAGCAGAACAGGGGCUUGAAAAGAGGGGCAAUCCACUGCGCUACUCAAUUGCUGAGGUUCUUGAGGGAACAGCAUCUAGGAUCUACGGCGUGGUUGGAAAGAUUGGCGUCUUUGAUGGCAUGGAGGAGGAGCUCACAGGCCCGGAAGCAGAACAGUACGUUCAGAGGCUGGGAGAGGAGAUGGAAGGGGAGAUGAUUGCUGGGGUAAAUUGA
Molecule: messenger RNA, 1215 nt
Organism: Dichotomopilus funicola
Lineage: Eukaryota; Fungi; Ascomycota; Sordariomycetes; Sordariales; Chaetomiaceae
Exons: 3
Coding region: 1-1215 (404 amino acids)
Source: RefSeq, a predicted model, not a curated record